This is a messenger RNA of Patella vulgata (common limpet), 1633 nucleotides long. RefSeq lists its product as uncharacterized. Gene Ontology annotation, molecular function: calcium ion binding. Bases 77 to 589 code for a protein of 170 amino acids. Gene Ontology annotation, biological process: mitotic cell cycle; centriole replication. Gene Ontology annotation, cellular component: centrosome; centriole. The record is from RefSeq and is a predicted model, not a curated record. Lineage: Eukaryota; Metazoa; Mollusca; Gastropoda; Patellidae. The transcript has 5 exons.
UAGCCCAUAUCAGUCAUCAUCCGGGCAACAUUGAAACCGCUCAGUUCGUCUCGAAGAUCAACAAACAGCAAUCAUCAUGGCAACUUUUAAGAAAACAACGUUAGCUGGUGGUGGACGAAAAAAGACUGGACCUAAACCUGAACUAACUGAAGAACAGAAACAAGAAAUUAGAGAAGCCUUUGAUUUAUUUGAUGCAGAUGGGUCAGGGACUAUCGAUGCUAAAGAAUUAAAAGUUGCUAUGCGAGCUCUAGGUUUUGAGCCGAAGAAAGAAGAGAUUAAAAAGAUGAUUGCUGAGAUAGAUAAAGACGGCCAUGGUACGAUAGAUUUUAAUGAUUUUUUAACAAUCAUGACUCAAAAAAUGAGUGAAAAAGAUGCGAAAGAAGAAAUAUUAAAGGCCUUUAGAUUGUUCGAUGAUGAUGAAACUGGUAAAAUAUCUUUCAAAAAUCUUAAACGAGUAGCAAAAGAAUUAGGAGAAAAUCUUACUGAUGAGGAAUUACAGGAAAUGAUUGAUGAAGCUGAUCGUGAUGGAGAUGGAGAAAUCAACCAAGAAGAAUUCCUUCGUAUAAUGAAGAAAACUAGUCUCUAUUGAUCUGAUUGGUUCAUUUAAAUCAUCAUCAACUUGUUCAUUGGUCAGCAUUAAUGUCAGGUCACAACUGUUGGCAUGGUUACAAAUACAAGUUAUUGUACAUAUUUGUUUAUUUAUAUUUACUCAAAUUUUUAUUAUUAUACAAAAUCGUCUUCAAUUUCAUCAAAAUCAUUUCUUUCCAAUGCUGUUCUCUUCAUUCAUGCUAAAAGCUGAAAGUUCUGUAGGGUUGCAAGAGAUGAAAAGUAUUAGGAAAAUAACCUACUGUGACCAUUUUGAAUUGUUCCAACAAUAUUGUCAACAUUCCAACUUGAUAGUUCAACAUUUUUCAUUCAUUUCAACUUUACUGCAGGGGGGAACCAGAUUUCAUCAUUUUAGAUCAAGAUUGGUUUCAAGUGAAUUAAUUCUUCCAAGAUUUCUAAUUGGAAUUGAUAUCAUUCCUUAUACAAAUAUUUUUAAUAAGACAUUCAGAAAUGUAGAGAAUAGGAAGAGAAAUUGUCCUAAUAAUAAAAGAUAUAUUAUAUUUGUUUUAAAAAUAAAAACAUAUAUGAAAACUAAGAUUAUUAAUGGUAAAAGAAAAUGUCAAAUGAUGAUGUUUAUUAUAUUUUAAAAAGAUUACAUAUUAUUGUCAAAUGAAACCUUUGGUCUGGAACCACCAAUCAAACAUCUUUCCCUGAUAAUUUGAAUUCUGACAAUUUAAUAACAAUAGGGUUAUUCUGAUGUAUAUGUGACCAGCUCCCACGAAACCAGGUGUUUGUCGCACAACUUCAUUUUGUACUACGUGCACGGAAGCAUAAACUCUAUGCCGUCUUGUUGUUGUGAAUGAGCCGAACACCAGAUGAUACGACAAAUUAAGAAAGAAUUGUAUUUUUGGAAAGCUUAGGCUGUGGACUAUUUUAAUAAGCUGCCAGCUCUAUUUUUAUAAAAAUGACCAAGAGCCUGGUUUUGUGGGAGCAACUCACACAUGUAUAUGUAUAGUAUUAUUGUUUGUUGUAUGGUUUCUGUAUAUUUUCCAUAUGUGAAUAAAUCUUAGCAAAACUUUAAAACUUC